Molecule: messenger RNA, 702 nt
Organism: Hirsutella rhossiliensis
Lineage: Eukaryota; Fungi; Ascomycota; Sordariomycetes; Hypocreales; Ophiocordycipitaceae
Product: DNA-directed RNA polymerases I, II, and III subunit RPABC1
Exons: 3
Coding region: 1-702 (233 amino acids)
Biological process (GO): DNA-templated transcription
Cellular component (GO): RNA polymerase III complex; RNA polymerase I complex; RNA polymerase II, core complex
Molecular function (GO): DNA-directed RNA polymerase activity; DNA binding
Source: RefSeq, a predicted model, not a curated record
AUGGACGACAACCUUGCCCACGAUGCCAAGGCCAAGGAGAUGGUGAGGCUGUGGCGAGCCUGGAGGACGGUGCACGAGAUGGUGGCCGACCGGGAAUACGAGCUUGCCGAGGAGGAAGUCAACAUUUCUCUCGACCGCUUCCGCGACGAAUACUGCACCUCCGACGGCUCCGUCAUCCGCGGCAAGUUGCAAUUCUCAGCCCGCCCCAGCGACGCCAUGGUGCGCAAAAACACCCCCCCCGCCACCGACGCAAACCCGGACCCCUCGACCGACUGCGGCCCCAUCUGGGUCGAGUUCCUCACCGACAAGCAGUUUGGCGUCGGCCAGAUCCGCCAGUUUGCAAAGUACACAAUCUCAAACAACUACAAGACGGGCAUCAUGGUCACCCACGUGCCGCUGUCCCCCGCCGCCCGCAAGUCCCUCGCCAGCGUCGAGAACCUGGCCAAGAUUGAGUGCUUCCUCGAGGACGACUUGCUCGUCAACAUCACCCACCACGAGCUCGUGCCCCGCCACGUCCUGCUCUCGCGCGACGAGAAGUCGGCCCUGCUCAAGCGCUAUCGCCUCAAGGAGACCCAGCUGCCCCGUAUCCUGCAAAAGGACCCCGUCGCCAGGUAUCUCGGCCUCAAGCGCGGCCAGGUCGUCAAGAUUAUCCGCGUCAGCGAGACGGCCGGUCGCUACGCCAGCUACCGUCUGUGCGUCUAG